AAAUAAUAUUGAAUUAGAAAUUAGACAUGACGAUAUUCGUAUAAUUAAUUUUAUGCUAGAUCAUGAACAUUAUUAUGAAUUUACGUUCUCUGAGACUUAUAUUAUUUUAGAAAAUAUGAGACAACACAUUGGAGAUCAUUUAGUUAAAAUAUUUUCUGAUUUAGGGAUAAAAUGGAAAUUCAGACAAGAUAAUAAUAAUUAUUUAGGUGAUUUGAAAAUCUUUAUUAUUAUCUCUUUCUCAUUUGAAAAUAACAGAUUAAUAUGUAAAGAUUUGUUUGCGAAAUUAUAUAAAACUGAAAAUUAUAAAAAUCCAAAUAACAAACAAUCUUAUUGA
This is a messenger RNA of Dentiscutata erythropus, 334 nucleotides long. The record is from the annotation of a GenBank genome assembly. NCBI's taxonomy places the organism in Eukaryota, Fungi, Glomeromycota, Glomeromycetes, Diversisporales, Gigasporaceae.